Carlito syrichta (Philippine tarsier) is the source of this 4567-nucleotide messenger RNA. It is a transcript of the gene ULK1, whose product is annotated as unc-51 like autophagy activating kinase 1. NCBI's taxonomy places the organism in Eukaryota, Metazoa, Chordata, Mammalia, Primates, Tarsiidae. Gene Ontology annotation, cellular component: autophagosome; cytoplasm. Gene Ontology annotation, biological process: positive regulation of autophagy; peptidyl-serine phosphorylation; protein autophosphorylation. The transcript is spliced from 28 exons. Gene Ontology annotation, molecular function: protein serine/threonine kinase activity; ATP binding. The annotation marks the transcript as partial. The record is from RefSeq and is a predicted model, not a curated record.
CCUGGCUGGCAAGCUCUGGUGCUCCGGGCCCUGGCUGUCUGCCCCUGUGGCCUGGCUUACUCGCCUGCUCCCCACACCUUCCCCAGCUGCAUCUUUGCCCUGUUGAAGCAUGACCUGGAGGUCGCAGUCAAGUGCAUCAACAAGAAGAACCUCGCCAAGUCCCAGACGCUGCUGGGGAAGGAAAUCAAAAUCCUCAAGGAACUAAAGCAUGAAAACAUCGUGGCGUUGUAUGACUUCCAGGAAAUGGCCAACUCCGUCUACCUGGUCAUGGAGUACUGCAACGGCGGGGACCUGGCCGACUACCUGCACACCAUGCGGACGCUGAGCGAAGACACCAUCAGGCUCUUCCUGCAGCAGAUUGCAGGCGCCAUGCGGCUGCUGCAUAGCAAAGGCAUCAUCCACCGCGACCUGAAGCCCCAGAACAUCCUGCUGUCCAACCCAGGGGGGCGCCGCGCCAACCCCAACAAUAUCCGCGUCAAGAUCGCCGACUUCGGGUUUGCCCGGUACCUCCAGAGCAACAUGAUGGCAGCCACGCUCUGCGGCUCCCCCAUGUACAUGGCCCCAGAGGUCAUCAUGUCCCAGCACUAUGACGGGAAGGCAGAUCUGUGGAGUAUCGGCACCAUCGUGUACCAGUGCCUGACAGGGAAAGCACCCUUCCAGGCCAGCAGCCCCCAGGACCUCCGCCUUUUCUAUGAGAAGAACAAGACACUGGUCCCCACCAUCCCCCGGGAGACCUCCGCACCCCUGCGGCAGCUGCUUCUGGCCCUGCUUCAGCGAAACCACAGGGAGCGCAUGGACUUUGAUGAGUUCUUCCGUCACCCAUUCCUUGAUGCCAGCCCCUCAGUCAAGAAGUCCCCACCCGUGCCGGUGCCCUCGUACCCAAGCUCAGGCUCUGGCAGCAGCUCCAGCAGCAGCUCCACCUCCCACCUGGCCUCCCCACCGUCCCUGGGCGAGAUGCCGCAGCUGCAGAAGACCCUGACCUCCCCAGUCGAUGCCGCUGGUUUCCUGCAUGGCUCCCGGGAUUCAGGCGGCAGCAAGGACUCUUCGUGUGACACGGAUGACUUCGUUAUGGUCCCGGCCCAGUUUCCAGGUGACCUGCUGACCGAGGCACCUGGUACCAAGCCCCCGGCAGACAGCCUGAUGUGCAGUGGGAGCUCGCUGGUGGCCUCUGCUGGCCUGGAGAGCCGCGGCCGGACCCCGUCUCCACCCCCUCCCUGCGGCAGCUCCCCCAGCCCCUCGGGCCGGGCUGGCCCGUUCUCCAGCAGCAGAUACGGAGCCUCCGUCCCCAUCCCAGUCCCCACGCAGGUGCACAACUACCAGCGCAUUGAGCAGAACCUGCAGUCGCCCACCCAGUGCCAGGUGCCCCGAUCGGGCAGCACCAGCCCUCUGGGCUUUCCCCGGGCCAGCCCGUCACCCCCAGCCCACAUGGAACAUGGAGCCGUGCUGGCCAGGAAGACAUCCCUGGGUGGGGGCCGGCCCUACACACCAUCUCCGCAAGUUGGGACCAUCCCCGAGCGGCCGGGCUGGAGCGGUACACCCUCUCUACAGGGAGCAGAGAUGCGGGCCAGCAGGUCUCCUCGGCCAGGUUCCUCUGCACCCGAGCACUCCCCGCGCACCUCUGGGCUGGGCUGCCGCCUGCACAGCGCCCCCAACCUGUCUGACCUGCACGGCGCCCGUCCCAAGCUGCCAAAACCCCCCACGGACCCACUGGGCAUGGCCUUCAGCCCUGCGCAGGCCAGCCCCCCUCCAGCCCACGGACUGCAGUCCUGCCGGACCGUGCGUGGCUCGCCCAAGCUGCCCGACUUCCUGCAGCGGAACCCCCUGCCCCCUAUCCUGGGCUCCCCCACCAAGGCCAUGCCCUUGUUCGACUUCCCCAAGACCCCCAGCUCCCAGAACCUGCUUGCCCUGCUGGCCCGGCAGGGCAUGGUGGUGACGCCCCCUCGGAACCGGACACUGCCUGACUUCUCGGAGGUGGGGCCUUUCCAGGCUCAACCACUGGGCCCUGGCUUGCGACCUGGCGAGGACCUGAAGGGCCCCUUUGGCCGGUCCUGCAGCACCAGCCGGCUCACCGACCUGCUUCUGAAGGCCGCCUUUGGGACGCAGGCCCUGGACUCGGGCAGCACCGACAGCCUGCAGGAGAAGCCCAUGGAGAUUGCGCCCUCUGCUGGCUUCGGAGGGAGCCUGCACCCGGGAGGCCGCGCCAGCGCCAGCAGCCCUGCCCCGGUGGUCUUCACCGUGGGCUCCCCCCCAAGCGGGACCACGCCCCCCCAGGGCCCCCGCGCCAGGAUGUUCUCAGUGGGCUCCUCAGGCUCCCUGAGCUCUGUCGGUGCCUCCUCUACCCGCCACCUGGUGCCUGGGGCCUGCAGCGAGGUGGCCCCAGAGUUCCCUGCCCCUGGCCACUGCUGCAGCUUUGCUGAUCCCCUUGCUGCCAACCUGGAGGGUGCCGUGACCUUCGAGGCCCCUGACCUCCCCGAGGAGACCCUUAUGGAGCAAGAGCACACAGAGAUCCUGCACAGCCUUCGCUUCACGCUGCUGUUUGUCCAGCACGUCCUGGAGAUCGCGGCCCUGAAGGGCAGCGCCAGCGAGGUGGCCGAGGGCCCCGAGCACCAGCUGCAGGAGAGCGUGGUGGCCGACCAGAUCAGCCUGCUGAGCCGCGAGUGGGGCUUCGCAGAGCAGCUGGUGCUGUACCUGAAGGUGGCCGAGCUGCUGUCCUCGGGCCUUCAGACCGCCAUCGACCAGAUCCGGGCUGGCAGGCUCUGCCUGUCGUCGACCGUCAAGCAAGUGGUGCGUAGGCUCAACGAGCUGUAUAAGGCCAGCGUGGUGUCCUGCCAGGGCCUGAGCCUGCGGCUGCAGCGCUUUUUCCUGGACAAGCAGCGGCUCUUGGACCGCAUCCACAGCGUCAGUGCCGAGAAGCUCAUCUUCAGCCAUGCCGUGCAGAUGGUACAGUCGGCUGCACUGGACGAGAUGUUCCAGCACCGCGAGGGCUGUGUGCCACGCUACCACAAGGCCCUGCUGCUUCUGGAGGGGCUGCAGCACCUUCUGUCGGACCAGGCCGACAUCGAGAACAUCGCCAAGUGCAAGCUGUGCAUCGAGCGGAGACUCUCGGCCCUGCUGAGCGGCAUCUGUGCCUGACCUCUGGGCAGCUCGCAGGCAGGGGCUGAGCCGCCAGGUACCCUGGCCACAUGGUUGGGGUGGCCCCCUGCUGGGCUGUAGGACACCCGUGCGGUGGUCUCAGCUCCUCCCCCUCCGGCUGCCUCCCACAGCAGGCUCAGGCGCCAAGGGAUGGCAGGUAGGUAUCUGGGCACCCACUGUCCCUGAGAUCUGUGCCAGCCCCCAGGACAGGCUAGGCCCCAACAGCGCCGCCAGCUUGAAGCCAAAGCAAGCUCCUCAGCCAGACCUGCCCGCCUGCUACCCGGGAGCAGGCCUCUGGCUUCAUAUCCAGGACCCUCUCCCUCUGAGACCACCCACCCAGCUUUGUAAAUCACCUGAGCACUUUAUGCAGAGACACGAGACCCUCACCUCGCCGUGGACCGCCGGGAAGUGACCCUGGCAUGACCACGGUGUCUGUACAUACACGAAUACACACGUGCACACAUAGACAGCCUGGCGCGCUGGGGCCAGCUGCCGGUGUCGACCUCAGAGGCCGUCCGCCCAGAGGGUGACACAGUGCUGGGUCUCAGUGUCUUCAGGGCCGGGCAGCAUGGGACUCCGUGCGUGCUAAGCCCAGAACACGUAAUCAUUCACACUUUAUUCCUAAAAUGUGUCUUAUUUUUAUGCAGCUUAUUUUUUCUUUAAAGGAGAAAACUCUUAGGUGUUUAAGAAAUGGUUUUGGGACAUUGGGCCGGGCAGGGGGUAUGUGGCGGGUGGGAGGCUUUCGGGCCUUCUGCCUGCACCUGUGCCAUCCUCUGCCGGCCUGUCCUGUGUGGCCACCGGGCGGACGGACAGGUGGGGAUGAACACUGUGCAGAGAUGCGCCCCUCGUGGUGGCCACGCCUGCCCUGCCCCUGCCUCCUGGGGCGCCGAUGGGGUCUGCCGAGAGCCCUGCCUGCCCAGCCCUCAGCUCGGCCCCGUCUGGAUCUACUUGAACGAAUCCCAAGUCCGCAGGAGGCAGCGGUGGGUCCGUGUCCCCGGCAGGGACCCAAGGUCAUCACCACAUACACAGAUGCACACACGUGUGUUUUCUUCGCAAUACUUGAAAUAUUGCCACUGUGCUUGGACUUGAGGAAAGCAAGCCGUGACUCCUUACCUUGAUGGCUUUAUCCCCUGCUGCGCCGUGUUAGUAUUUAUUGCUCUACGGGCGACUGGAACUCUCGGCCACUGGGAGCUGUUGCUGUGGGCUGUACCUAGCAUCUGGCCCCACUGCUCCGGUGGCAGCCACGUGUGUCCCGCAUGUGUGUGUGUCCGGAGCAGGUCCUGGGUGCCUGACUCGAACGCUUCUCCUGGGUGUAUGUUCUCAGUGAGACCGUGGUCAGCCCCUUGUCUAUUUUAAAACGAAUUUUGUGUGGUUUCCCCCUUUUGCGUUACGUUGUGUAAUAGCAACUAAAGGAAUAAACCUUUGGAAUUGUUGG